Molecule: messenger RNA, 4434 nt
Organism: Closterium sp. Yama58-4
Lineage: Eukaryota; Viridiplantae; Streptophyta; Zygnematophyceae; Desmidiales; Closteriaceae
Source: the annotation of a GenBank genome assembly
AUGGCUCCCUUAAUCUCUGCAAAAGGCGCUCUCGUCCUCGGGGUGCUAUUCGCGUCCGCGCUUCUCACUCUCGCCGACCGACCGAAAUGCGUGCUCUACUCGAACUGGGGCGUGACGGACAGCCAGCAGACGCAGGCGAAGAAGAACGGCAAAUCCACCAAGUCGCUUCCCAGUGGCAAACUUACCAUCAAGGAAUUCAAGGGCAGCUCCGAUGAGUCGUUCGACCUGCAGGUGACUGCCGAGGUGACGGAGCUCCCGGAGCCGCCCGUGGGAAUCGUGAUCGGCAAGGGCAAGUUCGGCAGCAACACGGGCGUCUCGUGGUACAUUAACAAGCCCUGGAGCGGCAGCAGCGGCUCGUACAAGCUCGACUUCAAGCUGACUGGCAUUGAGAAGCUCGCGCCGCGUGGCGGCAGCGGCACGAUUCUGGAGAGUGGGAGCGGCGUGGCGAGUGAGUCCUCGCGCGGGGCUAUGGCGAGCGUCAACCCCAUAUCCCUCGCAGGACCCUCGCCGCAGGACGUUCAACGGACCAAGGAGCUAGAGAAGUUUCUAGUGGAUGCGGGGUUGUACGAGAGCCAAGACGAGGCCAUCCUGCGCGAGGAGGUUCUCGGCCGCCUCGACGAGAUAGUGAAGGUGUGGGUGAAGAGCGUGAGUCGGCGCAAGGGCUUUAACGACCAGUUCGUCGCCGACGCCAACGCCAAGAUCUUCACCUUCGGCUCCUACCGCCUCGGGGUGCACGGUCCAGGCGCCGAUAUCGACACGCUCUGUGUGGGCCCGCGUCACGCCACCAGGGAGGAGGACUUUUUUGGCGAGCUACACGACAUGCUCGCACAGCUGGGGGAGGUGACGGAGCUGCACUCUGUACCUGAUGCACACGUGCCUGUGAUGAAGUUCAAGUUCCGCGGCAUCUCCAUCGACCUGCUCUACGCGCAGCUCGCGCACACUGUGGUUCCGGAGGAUCUGGAUCUCUCAGAGGAGGCGAUACUGCAGAACGUGGACGAGUGGACUCAGCGCUCGCUCAACGGGUGCCGCGUCACGGAUCAAAUUCUCAAGCUCGUGCCAAAUAUUGAGACGUUCCGACUGACCCUGAGGUGCAUGAAGCAUUGGGCCAAGAAGCGAGGCGUCUAUUCCAACCCCCCCUCCCCCACCCCGCGUUCUUCCCAUCCUCAUCUUCCCCGUCCCCCCGUGCAGGUCGCGGGUUUCCUAGGCGGCGUGAACUGGGCGAUCCUAGUGGGGCGUGCCGCGCAUGGGUUCCUUCUCCCCUCACUUCCCACUCCGCCCUCUCACUUCCCACUCCGCCCUCUCACUUCCCCCACUCCGCCCUCUCACUUCCCCCACUCCGCCCUCUCACUUCCCCCACUCCGCCCUCUCACUUCCCCCACUCCGCCCUCUCACUUCCCCCACUCUUCCCCAAAACAGGUCGCGGGGUUCCUAGACGGGGUGAACUGGGCGGGUGUGCUAGCUCUAUCUCAACCUCCCUCCUCUCCCCUCCCCUGUCCCCCUUUCACCCUCCUCCACCGCCCUCUGUGCCCCUCCCCUCCCCUCCUCCUCUUACCCCCUCUCCCAGGGAGGGUGUGUCAGCUCUACCCCAAUGCGACCCCCUCCAUGCUGGUUGCUCGCUUCUUCCGCUUCUACACGCUCUGGCAGUGGCCGUUGCCCAUCAUGCUCACCGACAUCAACCUCCCUUUCCCCCCUUCCUCACCUCAUCCCCUCUUUCAGGUGGCUGGGUUUUUAGGAGGCGUGAACUGGGCGAUAUUGGCGGGCCGCGUGUGUCAACUCUACCCCAAUGCCGCGCCAUCAAUGCUAGUCGCUCGCUUCUUCCGCUUCUACACGCUCUGGCAAUGGCCGCUGCCCAUCAUGCUCACAGACAUUGACCACGGCGCCAUGGGCUUUAACUUCCCCAUCUGGGACCCGAGAAGGAACCCCCGCGACGCGCUGCAUUUGAUGCCGAUUAUCACGCCCGCGUAUCCGUGCAUGAACAGCAGCUAUAAUGUCUCGGAAAGCACGCUGAGAGUUAUGAAGGAUGAGUUUCGGCGCGGGAAGGAGAUUUGCGAUCGGAUUGAGGGGGCGGUGGGGGGUGGUGGGGCGGGGGGAGCGGGGGGAGCAGCGGGGGGAGCGGGGGGAGCGGGCGGAGGGGGGGCGGGGGAGCAGAGGGCGGAGUGGGUGGAGUUGUUUGAGCCGUUUGCAUUCUUUGAGGCAUACAACCACUACCUUCAGAUCGACAUCAGCGCUGCCAGUGAUGCCGACAUGCUCAAAUGGAAAGGAUGGGUGGAGUCAAGGCUCCGCACCCUUGUCACCAGGAUCGAGCGGCACACAGAUGGGUUGCUGCAGUGCCACCCGCACGUGUGUGAGAUUCACGACCCGGCCCGCUCCUACCCGCACUGCCUCUUCUACAUGGGCCUCCAGCGCCGCGCCACCCCCACCCCCACCCCCACCACCCCCGGCACCCCCGGCGCCGAAGAGAACGGGGGCGCUGGUGCUGCCGGUGGGGGAGCGCGGGAGUUUGACAUUCGGUAUACUGUGGACGAUUUCAAGAGUACGGUGGAGAGCUUUCAGAUGUGGCGCGAGGGCAUGGGGAUAGAUGUGCUUUAUUUGAAGCGCAAGCAGCUGCCUCUGUUUGUCUUCCCGGGGGGUGUGAAGCCGCGACGGGCGUCGCGAGGAGGGAAGGGGUCGGGGAAAAAGGAGAAGGGUGCUGGGGGGGGUGUGUCGCCUGGGAAUGCAGCAGAAGGCGAGGGGGCGGGGAGAGGGGCGGGUGGAGGGGGAGCAGAGGCGCUGCAGGCAGGAGCGGCAGUCAAUGGCAGUCUAGACGAACUGGAGGUGGCGUUUGCUUGCUGUGGUGUCAAUGUUGCUGCGUGCUGUCAUGUUUCCUUCUGCGGUGGUGCUUUGAAACUUUUCGAUUCCACUUUCUUUCAGCCAUCGCCGCCUUGUGCUGCACUCCUCUGGCCAUCCCUCCCCGCUAUUGCCACCCCUCCCCUUUUCCCUCUUUCCCUCUUCUCCCCCUCCCCGCCUUUCCCCACUGCCCUCCCACUGCCCUCCCACUGCCCUCCCACUGCCAUCCCACUGCCAUCCCGCACCCAUCCAGCAGGCGGUGCUGCCAGCAUCAGCGCAUGCGGGCAUGAGGCAGGAGGCACGGCCUCGACCCACUCUCAAGCUUGGCUGGCCGAGUGGCGAGAACCUGAGGCAGCAGCGGUAGCGGCAGCAGGGACUUCUGUGAUGGUUCCGCGUGGUGGUGUUCCUUACACCUACCAUGUCGCGCGAGUGGCGAAGAUGCUUGGCGACGAGUUCGGGACGGCGUCGAACAUUAAGAAUCGCGUGAACCGGCAGUCCGUGUUGGGCGCUAUCACGUCCGCGCAACAACGACUUAAGCUCUACAACAAGGUCCCUCCGAACGGCCUGGUGCUAUACACGGGCACGAUCGUGACGGACGACGGCAAGGAAAAGAAGGUAACGAUCGACUUCGAGCCGUUCAAGCCCAUCAACGCGUCGCUCUACCUCUGCGACAACAAAUUCCACACCGAGGCUUUAAACGAGCUGCUCGAAUCCGACGAGAAGUUCGGCUUUAUUGUGAUGGACGGCAACGGCGCGCUCUUCGGCACGCUCUCGGGCAACACGCGCGAGGUGCUGCAUAAAUUCACGGUGGAUUUGCCCAAGAAGCACGGGCGCGGCGGGCAGUCCGCGCUGCGGUUCGCGCGGCUGCGCAUGGAGAAGCGGCACAACUACGUGCGCAAGACGGCGGAGCUGGCGGUGCAGUUCUUUAUCAACCCGCAGACGUCGCAGAUCAACGUGUCGGGAUUGGUGCUCGCGGGCGCUGCGGAGUUCAAAACGGAGCUGAGUCAGUCCGAUAUGUUCGACCAGCGGCUGCAGUCCAAAAUUCUCAACGUGGUGGACGUGUCGUACGGAGGGGAGAACGGGUUCAGCCAGGCCAUCGAGCUCAGCGCCGAGCUGCUCGCAAACGUCAAAUUCAUCCAGGAGAAGCGGCUGAUUGGUCGGUACUUCGACGAGAUCAGCCAGGACACGGGCAAGUACGUGUUUGGAGUGGACGACACACUCAAGGCGCUCGAGAUGGGCGCCGUGGAGAUCCUCAUCGUGUGGGAGAACCUUGAUGUCAACCGGUACACUCUUAAGAACGCAGUGACAGGCGAGAUUGUUAUCAAGAAUUUGAGCAAGGAGCAGGAGGCAGACCAGAGCAACUUCAGAGACGCCGAGACAGGGGCCGAGCUGGAGGUGCAGGAGAAGACGUCCCUGCUGGAGUGGUUUGCAGAGGGGUACAAGAAGUUUGGGUGCACGCUGGAGUUUGUGACCAACAAGAGCCAGGAGGGCUCGCAGUUCUGCCGAGGGUUUGGCGGCAUCGGCGGGAUACUGAGGUAUCAGCUGGACAUGAGAACGUUUGACGAGGCCAGUGAUGACGACGCUGUUUAUGAUGAUGACUCGGAUUAG